This is a messenger RNA of Scleropages formosus (Asian bonytongue), 2940 nucleotides long. It is a transcript of the gene espnla, whose product is annotated as espin like a. Gene Ontology annotation, cellular component: cytoplasm. NCBI's taxonomy places the organism in Eukaryota, Metazoa, Chordata, Actinopteri, Osteoglossiformes, Osteoglossidae. Gene Ontology annotation, biological process: actin filament bundle assembly. The transcript is spliced from 9 exons. Gene Ontology annotation, molecular function: actin filament binding. The record is from RefSeq and is a predicted model, not a curated record. The coding region runs from base 1 to 2940 and encodes 979 amino acids.
AUGGGGCAACAGAAGGCCAUUUGGGCAGCUCGCGAAGGUGACCUUGCAGUCCUGAAAGAGCUGGCUGCUACCAAGUGCUUUGACGGCCACAUCACGGACCCCCAGGGGGCUACACCUGUUCACCACGCUGCACGUGCCGGACAUUUGGACUGCUUACGCUUUCUAGUGGACACUGCCUCUCUCCCUGGCAAUGCAAGGGCCAGGAACGGAGCCACACCAGCACACGAUGCUGCUGCCACAGGCCACCUGUUUGUUCUCCAGUGGCUGGUGGAACAUGGAGCCUGCAGCACCCAGGACCGGGACAACGCGGGAGCCACUGCACUUCACUUAGCUGCCCGCUUUGGGUGUGUGGAAGUAACACAGUGGCUUCUGUCUGUGGGAGCCCAGGCGGCAGCGGAGACCGACUGCGGGGUGCUGCCGGCACACUUCGCUGCCUCCAAAGGGGACCUCACCUGCCUGAAGCUGUUGGUUCGGGAAGCCUAUGGGUGUGUGAAUCGACAGACAAAGAUUGGUGCCACCCCUUUGUACUUGGCAUGUCAGGAAGGCCACCUUCACAUAGUGGAGUUUCUGGUGAAGGACUGUGGAGCUGAUGUUCAUCUGAGAGCCAACGAUGGUAUGACCUGUCUACAUGCUGCUGCACAUAUGGGCCAUCAUGCACUGGUGGUUUGGCUGGCUUCCUUCACAGAUAUCAGUCUGUCCUGCCAGGACAGAGAAGGGGCAACGCCACUGCAUUUUGCUGCCAGUGGGGGGCAUCAUCGCAUCCUUGAACGGCUCCUGCGCAUGGGGGCCAAGGUCAUUAAGGACUACUGGGGUGGGACCCCACUUCACGAUGCAGCAGAAAACGGGGAGCUGGAGUGCUGCCGGGUCCUGUUAGUCCAUGAAGUCAGCCCUUUGGAGCAGGACAAGGAUGGGUUUACAGCGGCAGACCUGGCUCAAUACAACGGCCACUACGAGUGUGCCAGCUUCCUGCUAGCGGUAGAGAAAUGUCCCUCGGCUGUGGACAGAUCCCUUUCUGAGGUUUACAUUAGUGAAGAGCAAAGCAGUGGGAAACCGUCAGGAUCCAGGCAGCCUAGCACUGAACCUUGUGGAAACUCCUGUGGAAGUCCAAAAAUGGUGAUCUUCAGUGUUUCUGUCCACAAGGCAGCACAAAUGGGGGACCUCUCUGUGAUCAAGACAGAGGAAGAGAAAAAAUUUAACCCUGAUAUGAGAACCUUUAAGUCUUUGAAACAAGCAGGAAUAACAGCAGUCUUCACAGGACAAAAUAAACCAGACAAGAUGGUACUUCUACCCACAGAGGAGGCAAAUUUAUGUGACAUUGACUAUUUGGUGCCUACCACUGAUGAGAAGGGCCGACCCAUCGCCGAGUGGAAGAGACAGGUGAUGGUUCGUCAGCUGCAGGCUCGACUGCAGGAUGAGGAGAACCAGAGGAGGAAGGAAAAUGGGAACAAAUAUACUAAAAUGGAUAGCUGGAGGUACUCCCAAGCCCGAAAUGCCAUCCUUGGCCCUUUUGGGGAGAUGCUGACUGAGGAUGAUCUCAUCUACUUGGAGAAACAAAUUGAAAAUGUUGCCAUGCAAAAAAACUGUGAAGGAUAUGAAGAGGAAUUAGCCCGUCUUGCCAAAGAGCUCAGAACUAUCCUGCCUGCACCCAUUGUUAACCUCACAGUCAACACACAGUUCAGAAAGCCCAGUUCAGAUGCCAAUACCCCUCUGCCUUUGUGGUGCAACCGCAUAUCUGGCAUUGUGAAGAGCAUGUCUCUGCUCAUGACUAACCUUACUGACCAGUCGUGCUGUAAAAUGCAAAACACCGAACUUGUGUCAGUUUUCACCCAGAUGCCAGAAAGACAGAGCUCAUCCAGAGGAAGAAGGGAAGUGAUUGAAAGAGAGAUUCAUGAAUUUGGUGUUUCAGUGAGGAAUCUAAAGGCAAACUUUGAGAGUCAGAAUCCCACCUCAGUGAAAGAGAGUGAUGAAGCAUUACUGAAGCCAUGUAUGCAGGAAGGUAAUGUUAAAUGGACUGAGCAAACUUCUGAAGAGUUGAAUGAAGAUGCUGAAGUACACCAAACCAGUGAUUCAGAUCCAGGCUGUGACGAACAAAUGCAUGAAGUCAUGGAAACAACCAGCCUAAGAAAAGAGCGAAUCGUGGUCUUGUUUCUGGGCCACUGGAAGAAGUCAGCCUACAGUGUCACAAAAGGUAAAGAUGCUGGCAGGAAACAGAGUUUAGAUGGACUAGAAACAACUGACAUGACUGACCAUACAGCAAGAGGAAAUGCAUUCCAGGAAUUUCAAUCAAAGAAGAAAAUGGAACAUGGAUCAUUGAGCCACUUCUUUAAGCAAAGAAGCACCAUAAACAAAAUGAUCUCUAACUGGAGGAACAUGAACUCUAGUGUUCCAUCCAGGCAAAUUCGUCGUCUUCAUCGUCAGCAGGUCACGUAUUCUCCUGAGCAGUUUCUGCCUCGUGUACAUGGGGCUACUGUUGAUUACGAUAGCUUGUCUCUGGAUCUUUUUAUGUUGGGAUACUUCCACAUCCUUGAACUUGACCUGCCAGCAGAUGAAAGGAAGAUGAGACAUCUGCUCUGCUUCGAAGUAUUUGACCACCUCGGCAGGUUCCCUUGGGAGACAGUCAGAAGCUUUCACAAGGCUGUCCUACAGGACAUUGAAUCCGGAAAUCGAGAAUGGAAGGAUGGCUUUGAGGACAUCAAAAUCAAGUUCUUUGGAAAUGCUGAAACCAUGUCUGAGUCUCCUUCAACCACCCAAGAAACUUCGUUACCAGAGGUCAAACCGGUGCCGAAAGUAAUUGUUCAGACACCUACCCCUGAUGAGGACACUGCCUUACAAAGCGGUACAGAAAUUUCUAGUUUCAGCAAUGAGGAAAUCUGCAAAUAUAUAGACCGUAGCUUUGCUUUUUGGAAAGAGAAAGAAGCUGAAAUUUUUGAUUUUGAGUAG